UCUGACAUGGCCGGCUGGCUCUGCCAAGACUGCCGACACUGUCAAACAGAUGGUUAAAAGGAGCAACUGAUAUCUUGUCAUGAUCGUGUGACUUGCUGUGUCUAUAUGUGGUUAACUUUAUAUGGAGCUUUAACUUUUAUAGUUGACAAUUCUCUUACUUAGACGCCCCCAGUUAUGUUGUGCAUAUAAAGCAGGGAAUUAUCGAAUAAUAGACCAAACAAAUUGAUACGCAUGACAAGCAGACAGGCGCCCCCAGCCAAUUGAGCCCAGCACACUGGGUCGCAGGUGAUAAAAAAGACAUUUGUAAUUAAAUACAAAUAUUGAAAUGGCAGCCCUUGACUAAAUAUUGUCACGUAGUUAGUUAGUUAGUUGAAAAGCCAACCAAAAAAUAAUGUGUCCCUGGGCCCACCAAGUGACAAUUAUUAUGAGGGCGGGGGGCGAAAAUGUUUAUUGGUUAUGACUCUAUGUCAUUUUAUAUAUAAACCAAUGGCUGGACAAACUAAAGCAUCAUUCUACAAUCAAACAACAAUUGAUCAACAUGGCCCAUCAAACUAUUAGUUGCUCGUUGUCCCUGCUCAUCCUUUUGGUGAUUGGCAUUACAGCAGAGCCCGCUAGAUUCCGUAGUCGUUCCUCACGUUUCCAACUGGCACGCCAGGAGGCAGCGGCAGAUCCCGCUCAGGAUCUAGCACCAACUGCGGCACCAGCACCCUAUCCACCAGCUGGUGUUACACCCGAGGUACCCUUCGAUUUGCCCACCGAAACGGAAGCUCAACCAGAUUUGACUUACGGGCCACCAGAUAAUACCUAUGGUCCACCUGCAGUGGAGCCUGAUAACACUUAUGGUCCACCCCCAGCUGCGGCUGCUGAACCGGAUAACAUUUAUGGCCCACCACCAGCCACCAAUGAUGCACCCAUUGAUGAUGGCUCCUCUGCUUCGCCUGCUGCAGCUGAAGCGAUUCCAGCAAAUCUCAUUCAGCCACGUAAUGGACGCCUUCGCAGUCGUCGCCCGGUGCCAGAGAAAUUGCGUUCCGCUCAAAUCAUUAGGGCCAAACCAAUUCUGGUCUAUACCAUUUAAAAGGGAAACUGCAGAAUUUGCAGCAUUUUGUUGUUAACAUAUAUUUUUUUUUUA
Molecule: messenger RNA, 1129 nt
Organism: Drosophila willistoni
Lineage: Eukaryota; Metazoa; Arthropoda; Insecta; Diptera; Drosophilidae
Product: WASH complex subunit 1
Exons: 1
Coding region: 539-1075 (178 amino acids)
Source: RefSeq, a predicted model, not a curated record